Venustampulla echinocandica is the source of this 882-nucleotide messenger RNA. RefSeq names its product Phospholipase C nuclease. Bases 1 to 882 code for a protein of 293 amino acids. The record is from RefSeq and is a predicted model, not a curated record. NCBI's taxonomy places the organism in Eukaryota, Fungi, Ascomycota, Leotiomycetes, Helotiales, Pleuroascaceae. Gene Ontology annotation, molecular function: endonuclease activity; nucleic acid binding. The transcript is spliced from 8 exons. Gene Ontology annotation, biological process: DNA catabolic process.
AUGAAAAUGCAUAUUUCGACGUUUAUUGUGGUUUCUGCUUCGUUUCUCCCCUCCGUAUUUUGCUGGGGCAGUCUUGGCCAUUAUACAGUGGCAUAUAUUGCGUCGAACUUUGUCACGAACGCUACCCAGGCAAAAUUCCAGGGUAUCCUCAACGACACGAGCGCCGAUUACCUAGCAUCAGUUGCUACUUAUGCCGAUUCAUAUCGCUAUACCGACGAGGGCGGUUACUCUAAACCAUUUCAUUAUAUCGAUGCAAACGACAAUCCUCCGGCAAGCUGCGGCGUGGACUACUCACGCGACUGUGGAAGCGAAGGCUGCAUCGUGAGUGCUAUCAACAACUAUACGGAACGUGUACAAAGCAGUACCUUGAGUUCUGCAGAUGUAACACUGGCUGCGAAGAUGCUUGUUCAUUUUAUCGGGGACAUCCAUCAACCUCUCCACGACGAAAAUCUAGCAGUUGGGGGCAAUGAUAUCCCGGUAACAUUUGACGGGAAACCCACCAACCUCCAUGCAGUGUGGGAUACCAGCAUACCUGAAAAGUACGCUGGGAAAGCAAGCCUGGAAGGCGCUCAAACAUGGGCUACUACUCUAAGCACAGCAAUUAAAUCCGGCUCAUACAAGUCUUCGGCAAAGAGUUGGCUUGCAGGCAUGGACAUAUCCGAUGCAGUUACCUCGAGCAUGAUUUGGGCUACAGACUCCAAUUCUUAUGUUUGUAGUUCUGUGAUGCCAAAUGGAUCUACUGAGACGGAAAAUGUGGAUCUCUCAGGGGAUUAUUAUGCGGAGGCACUUCCGAUUAUCCAGUUGCAAAUUGCAAAGGCGGGAUAUAGGCUCGCGGCAUGGCUGAAUCUUAUUGCAACUGGAAGUACCUGCAUUCAAGGCUAG